This is a messenger RNA of Oreochromis aureus, 2154 nucleotides long. RefSeq names its product interleukin-21 receptor-like. Gene Ontology annotation, molecular function: protein binding; cytokine receptor activity. NCBI's taxonomy places the organism in Eukaryota, Metazoa, Chordata, Actinopteri, Cichliformes, Cichlidae. The record is from RefSeq and is a predicted model, not a curated record. Gene Ontology annotation, biological process: cytokine-mediated signaling pathway; immunoglobulin mediated immune response. The transcript has 9 exons. The coding region runs from base 47 to 1450 and encodes 467 amino acids. Gene Ontology annotation, cellular component: external side of plasma membrane.
UCAGUGGCACCACAGAUCUGAGAGCGAGACCUGUGUUCAAAAAGACAUGAAGUUCUGGCAGCCUCUGUUUGGGCUUUGGUGCUACGGCAUCCUUAAAGUGACCAGCGGGAUCGAAGUUGAUGUACCAUCAUGGAUGUGUGUGAAUGACUAUGUACAUAACAUUACUUGUGUCUUCAACAACAUCAGUGGUAUUCCAUUGGGAAAGAACAAAAAGAACUACAGCCUACAUUUCAAAGAGAACUUCGAGCUGCAUAAAAGCACUUUUUGUCCACUUGUGGUGAUGAAUCACAGAUACUACUCUGAAUGUGGAUUCAACGAUGUUCUUUGGAUGAGUUUGGAUUCCUAUAAAAUUGAAAUUUGUAAUGAAUCUCAAUGCAUCAAUUUAAAAAAUGAAUUUUAUUUAGCACAUCACAUUCAGCUGAAACCACCGCCUGAGCUUGUGGUCCAAGAAACAACAGAGACUCUCAACAUUACAUUUAAAAGUCGGUAUGAUAAGCAUGAUUACCUUCAUGAAAACCUCAUGUAUGAAAUGUCACUUCAAACACCCGAAAGCAGUGAGACCAAAACUAUUAUUGUUCCACCCCAAAAGAAGUUUGAAUCUAUUAAUCGGACAUUGCACCUGAAACAUAGUGAAUAUUGCAUUAAAGCAAGAUAUAUACCUCAAGGAUAUAUAACUUCUGAAUGGAGUGAAUGGAGUAAACCAACGUGCUGGAAAAACAAAGCAAAAGAAGAACCAGAAACUCUAUUAUUAUUAUUGGCCAAAUAUCUGUUCCCACUGUGUCUGGUUGUUGGAGCUCUGCUGUUUGUAUUCUACAGUCCAGCUGCAAGAAUGAAGAUAAAAACUCUGUCCCACACUCCGUCCCCGGCUCCGUUCUUUCAGCCUCUGUAUCAGCAACAUAAAGGCGAUCUCAAGGAAUGGCUUUCACUGAAAGAUAAAAAUGUAUUAACGCACAAAGUCGAUGAGGUCAUGAUAAGUGAUAAAGUGGCUGUUGUGCCAAAACCCAAGACGAAGGACCCAGAAGAGACCCAGACCUUCCUAAACCCUCCAGUGAUUCAGCUGGCAUUCCCUCAGUGCCAGACCUCCUAUGUUGGCCUGCCUGGGAUGGAUAUGGCUCCUGCUUCUAUAGCUAUGGUGUGUCCAGCUAACACCUCUUACACUCAGCUCCCCUGCUCUGUCUGGGAGAGAGGCAGAGAGGCAGAGAUUGCCUCCUCUCCACCUGAAGAUGUCCUGGAGAUCAGCUGUGUUGACUCUGGGUGCAGCUUUGAGGAUGUGACACAAAGCCCAGAGUGCAGUUUACCAAGCAGUCCUGUUGUUGAGACCCUAGCACCAUGUUACUGUAGUGAUUACUGCAUUCUUAACAAAACAGCUGAAGGUGUUGUUCCUGUUUUAUUGUCUAAAGAGAGCAAUGUAAAAGUUUCAUCUGAUUCCCAGCAGGAGCACGAGAGUUAAAGCAGGAAAUGGUUCUGUCAGUUUGUUUGGAGCCAGAGAAAUUCACAAGAGUGGUGGCACUGACAGCCAAGGCUGUAGACCACAUGGCAGAAGAGAUUCCAUGAAGUGGCUUGAAGCUGGCCAGUUCACUUGUUGCAUGUUGCUGUGUGUUUUUGAUAGCAGCUCUUGUUAAGCAAAGGCGGGUUUGUGCUUGAACUUCAUACAACAUUUAUAUCUGUUUAAAUGUAUGUGGUUAUCAUUUUUUAUGACAAAAACAUAAAAAACACCUUAUAACACAUAAAGUAGGCUUCUGCUUUGGCUGAUUUGCAAAUGUUAACACUGUUAGCAUUUAAAAUACUGACUGCAAAAUGUUAAGACGUGAAUGUGUGUGAAUUCCACUAGAGCUUUGGAUGAUAUGAUUUUCUGUAGCUGUAUGGGGCAAGUGCUUUGUUCUGUUUUUUUCAGUUUAAUCUACCUUAUUUGCAAUAUUACUUAUAAAUACUUUGCAUUUAGCUUUUACUAAGAAAUCAACAAUAAAAGAGAUAAAGAUCCAUAUCUAUGCUUAAAUCAGUAACUUUGUUCUUGUUUUACUGACUUGUGAGAGAUGUGUUUGGAUCUUUCCUGAAUCAUCAUCCAUCUCCAAGUUGUUGUGCAGGUGAUGCAAAUAUUCAGUGGAAACAAUUGUUUUGAAAUUUUCCUAAGGGAACAAUAAAAUGUAACCUCAA